Molecule: messenger RNA, 9713 nt
Organism: Ruditapes philippinarum (Manila clam)
Lineage: Eukaryota; Metazoa; Mollusca; Bivalvia; Venerida; Veneridae
Product: xanthine dehydrogenase/oxidase-like
Exons: 36
Coding region: 62-3979 (1305 amino acids)
Molecular function (GO): iron ion binding; oxidoreductase activity; 2 iron, 2 sulfur cluster binding
Source: RefSeq, a predicted model, not a curated record
AAAUGAUACUGACCCUGAUUCUACCACUGACAAGGCCUACUAAGUGACAGAUGGUUUAACAAUGUGUGCACAACCAAAUGACUUGAUUUUUUUCGUGAACGGGAGUAAGGUGGUUGAGCCAAAACCAGAUGGAGAAGCAACCCUUCUUCAGUAUCUUCGAAGAAAAUUGCUGCUCCCGGGGACGAAAGAAGGGUGUGGUCAUGGAGGGUGUGGCUCCUGCACUGUCAUGGUGUCCAAGUUUCAGGGCAAAUCUGGAAAGAUAGUACACUAUACAAUGAAUGCUUGCUUGUUUCCAUUAUGUGCAGCUCACGGUCUGGCUAUUACAACAGUUGAGGGAGUUGGCAAACCCAACACUGGAUUACAUGAGAUACAGAAAAGGAUGAUAGAGUCUCAUGCAUUACAAUGUGGAUUUUGUACACCUGGGUUUGUUAUGUCUGCAUUUGCACUCCUCAGGAACAAUCCCUGUCCCUCCAAAGAUGAAGUUGAGAGAGCCCUCGAAGGUAAUCUCUGCCGUUGUACAGGUUACAGACCUAUCCUUCAAGCUCUAGAGCCAUUUACUAAGGAAUGUUGCCCUAUGGGAGAAAAUUGUUGUAAGAAUCAGAAUCAGACAGAUACUCAGGAAGCAGAGGUUGAGAAUCCAGCAUGCAGCUCUUCUCAAGUACCAAUAUUCCCACCAGAACUGCAGACUAGUUCUGAGUACACAAAGUCUGUAUAUUUUGAGGGUCCAAGUUGGAGUUGGGCCUCUCCAUCUAGUUUGUCAGAACUUCUUGCCUUGAAGACAAAAUACCCACAAGCCCCUGUAAUCAUGGGAAAUACAACAGCAGCUUUAUCAAUUAAGCUAGGGAAAUUCAACAAGUCACCUAUAUUACUAUAUGGGGGUAAUAUAGAAGAGUUAAAGCAGGUCAGUGUAACAGAUGAUGGCGUCAGCUUUGGUGCCGCUGUGACAGUGACUGAAUUAGGCCAACAUUUACAACGAAUGAAGAAUGAAAUUCCAGAAAAUAAAAGAGAAUAUUUUACAGCACUAGAGGAGAUGGUAGGGAGAUAUGGAGCAGAUCAAAUUAGGAAUGUGGCUACAUUGAGUGGAAGUAUACUGUCAGGAAGGUCCAACUCAGAUAUUAUCACACUGUUUACAGCGUUGGAUGCCAGUGUGUGUCUGAUUUCAGAAUUUUGCUUGGGCUCUUACCGGCAUCUUAUUGAUAUUUCAGCUAAUGGUGAGAGAAUAGUCGGAAUUGAAGGACUUUGUGUGCAGGAAAAUGAGGUCAUUAAAUCAGUGUGCAUCCCAAACAGUGGUCAGGGUAAUAUAUCCAAGAGUAAGUUCUUCAAACAAGCACAGAGAAGGACAUUCUCAUUGGCCAUCAUUAACUGUGGACUUGUUGUGACAUUGUCAGAUAAAAGGACGGUGGAAAAACUUAGGAUUUGUUUUGGAGGGAUAGCCGACAAAGCAGUUUUGGCAAGAAAGACAAUGAAGUUAGCAGUGGGGAGGACUUGGGAUGAUGACUUGCUUCAAGAUGUUAUUGUCAGUUUGUCAGAAGAUUUUGCGUCUGACAAUGGCAAGCCUGUUGACAACUACAAGCUCUCCGUGGCAACAGCUUUCUUCUUCAAAUUCUACAAUCAAGUCAAAACAGAUUUGGGUCAAUCUGGGCCAGGUACCGCAUGUCUUGAUCCACUCACACUUGAACCCUGCUCCUCCACACAAUUCUAUGAUGCCUGUACAGAGCCGGGUCAAUCAGAGGACGAUGCAUUAGGUCGACCUAUACCAAAUGUAUCAUCAGAGGCUGUGGUGUCAGGGGAGGCAGUGUAUACAGAUGAUAUGCCCAGAAUGGAAGGUGAGUUGUUUCUAAGCCUUGUCUUAAGCCGUAGAGCUCAUGCUAAAAUUCUGAGUGUGGAUCCCAGUGCGGCAUUGAAGAUGGAGGGUGUGCACAGUUACAUUGAUCAUAGAGAUGUCCCAGGUUCAAAUCUGUGGGGACCCAUUAAAAAGACUGAAGAAAUCUUUGCAUCUAAGGAGGUGUUGUGUAUAGGCCAGCCAAUAGGAGCUAUAUUAGCAGAGAAUAGGGAAGUUGCAAGAAAAGCAACAUAUCUUGUGAAAAUAGAAUAUGAGGAUCUCAAACCAAUUCUUACUAUUGAGGAUGCAAUUGAAGCACAGAGUUUCUAUGAAGGUGCUCCAUGUGCCCACCAGCUGGAAGGGGACAUAGAGAAAGGAUUUCAGGAGUCUGAUCAUGUUGUGAAUGGGGAAUAUAGGACUGGACAUCAAGAACAUUUCUAUAUGGAGCCACAUGCUGCGUACGCCAUUCCUAAAAUAGAGAAUAAUGAACUGGAGAUCUAUUGUACAGCACAACACCUUAUGAACUUACAGGGGACUUUAUGUGAAGCCAUAAAUGUUCCCAAGCAUAAAGUGAAUGUCAGGAUCAGACGACUUGGUGGAAGUUUUGGCGGGAAAGAUACAAGAAAUGCAAUGGUUGCUGUGCCAGUUGCUAUAGCAGCACACAAAUAUAAACGCCCCGUGCGAUGUGUGUUACCGCGGGAGAUCGACAUGGAGAUUUCUGGCAAACGUCAUCCUUUCCUUGGAAAAUAUAAGGUAGGAUUCAAUAAGGAAGGGAAAAUGAAAGCAUUAGAUUUGAAGCUAUACAAUCAAGGAGGACACUCACUGGACAAUUCUGUGGAGGUAAUAGGAGUAUCAGUAGAUAACUUUGACAGUGGUUAUAAAAUCGAGAAUGUAAAAAUCGAGGGUUAUAGCUGUAGGACAAACAUCAUGUCGAAUACGUCAUUCCGUGGAUUUGGAGGCCCACAGGGGGUACUUAUAAUGGAAGAUGUUCUAUUUAAUAUUGCCUGUACCCUCGGCAUCAGUCAAGAACAGGUGAGGGAAGUAAAUAUGUAUAAAGAAGGGGAUACAAAUCCACAUGGUUUAAAACUUGAGAAUUGCACUGUUAGAGAUCUGUGGGCUAAAUGUAAAGAGGACAGUAAAUAUGAAGAGAGGCUGAAAAGUGUGAAGGCCUUCAACAGAGAUAAUAAAUUUAAGAAGAGAGGUAUCGCAAUGACCACAGAGAAGUUUGGAGUAGGUUUUCCAGCUGUUUUCCUUAAUCAGGGGACAGCCAUUGUGAACAUUUACACAGAUGGUUCAGUGUUCUUGGCUCAUGGCGGAGUUGAAAUGGGACAGGGACUGAAUACAAAACUUAUACAGGUAGCAUCAAGAGCACUUGGUAUACCAGUUGAACUGAUCUACACAAAUGAUACCAGCACAGAGAAGAUUCCUAAUGCUACACUCACAGGGGGCAGUAUGGGUACUGACAUCUAUGCUCCUGCCGUUCUUGAUGCUUGCAAUAUUCUGUCAGAGAGACUUGAACCUGUGAGGACAAAGCAUCCAGGCCUGGCUUGGCCUGCACUGGUCAAGAAGGCCUACUUUAACAGGGUAAAACUGGUUGCCACUGGUUUUUCUAGGAAAGAAAAAGAUGUGAACUGGAACAGAAACAAAAGGACAGGAUGGAAUUAUGAUUAUUAUACAUAUGGUGUCUGCUGUACAGAAGUGGAAAUUGAUGUACUUACUGGGGAAAACCAGGUAUUGCAAGCUGAUAUAGUAUUUGAUGUUGGUAAAAGUUUGAAUCCAGCUAUAGAUGUUGGACAGAUUGAGGGUGGUUUUAUACAGGGCCUUGGUAUGGUGACAACAGAGGACAUCGAGCCUGAUGCCACAGGAAAGAUACGGAACUGUAGUCCACUGAGUUACAAGAUACCGAAUGUGAGAAGUAUUCCGAGAAAGUUUAAUGUGACACUCUUCAAGAACCAUAACUAUGUGACAACUGCUUAUUCUUCUAAGGGAGUUGGAGAGCCUCCUUUGCUUUUGGCAAUGUCAGUAAUAUCAGCCUUGAAGGACGCAGUUCAAGAAGCACGUUCCCAGAUUGGUCUACACGGUUAUUUCGAACUAGAUUCACCAGCCACUGUGGAGAAAAUACAAACAGCCUGUGGCAAUCAAAUAAACAAAAAAUAAUUUGAAGACAUUUUAAGUUUGUUUCAUAUUGUAGCAAAAUUGAUUUUAAUAAUUAUUGCCGUUUUACGCAGUUUUUUUCAUCCCAGUCAGCUCGUCAGUUUUGAAAAAAGGUUUAGUUAUUAUGUCCACUAUUUCGUUGUUGUUGUAUUCAUGCAAAAACUUUUAUGUAGCCAAUUAUUCAAACGUUUUAUUUAAAAGUUAUCAAUAUGAAACUUGGAAUAUUUGCUAAUUAUGAAAAGGUGCAGUUGUGAAACAAGGGGCAUUAUUCUGAAAGCUUUAUCUUUAGAGUUAUGCUCCUUUUAUCAACUUAAAGUUUUUCUUAAAGUUGGUAAUUGAUACUAGUGGUUGUUGCCCUUUUUACAGAUAAGUAUUAACACCACAUGCAGGGCUGUUGUUCUUUUUACCUCUGAUUUUGUAUUAUUAUGGGUGUUGGGCUUUAUAUGAAUUGUUUAUUAACUUGUUAGGUUUUGUAUAAUGAACAUGUACUAUCAGUGGUCCAGUUCGGCACAUGACUUGUUCCGACUCGUUUAAUGUCAUUAUACCCCCACAAACGAAGUUUAGGGGGGGUAUAUAGGAGUCAGCUUGUCGGUCGGUUGGUCGGUCGGUCCGUCGGUCGGUCCACAUCAUGGUUUCCGGACGAUAACUUGAGUUUGGAAUGAGGUAUUGUAAUCAAACUUGGUAUAUAGCAACCUUAUGUGGCAACUCCGGUUGGUAUUGCAUUUGGACCCCCUGGGGUCAAGGUCAAGGUCACUGUUACUAAAAAUAGAAAAAUGGUUUCCGGACAAUAACUAGAGUUAGGAAUGAGAUAUUGUUAUCAAACUUAGUGUAUAGCAGGCUUAUAUGAAGACCUGGGUUGGUAUUGCAUUUGGACCCCCUGGGGUCAAGGUCAAGGUCACCGUUACUAAAAAUAGAAAAAUGGUUUCCGGACAAUAACUAGAGUUAGGAAUGAGAUAUUGUUAUCAAACUUGGUGUAUAGCAAGCUUAUAUGAAGACCUGGGUUGGUAUUGCAUUUAGACCCCCUGGGGUCAAAGUCAAGGUCACCGUUACUAAAAAUAGAAAAAUGGUUUCCGAACAAUAAGUACAGUAAGGAAUGAGAUAUUGUUAUCAAACUUGGUGUAUAACAAGCUUAUAUGAAGACCUGGGUUGGUAAUGCAUUUGGACUCCUUGGGGUCAAGGUCACCGAUACUAAAAAUAGAAAAAUGGUUUUCGGACAAUAACUUGAGUUAGGAAUGAGAUAUUGUAAUCAAACUUGGUGUAUAGCAAGCUUAUAUGAAGACCUGGGUUGGUAUUGCAUUUGGACCCCUUAGGGUCAAGGUCACCGUUACAGUGUUACUAAAAAUAGAAAAAUGGUUUCCGGACAAUAACUAGAGUUAGGAAUGAGAUAUUGUAAUCAAACUUUGUGAAAAGCAAGCUUAUUUGGAGACCCCAGUUGGGGUUACAAUUAAUUGAAAUAUUUCUUUGUACACAGUUGAUAGUUUGUGUUCAAAUUUUUCUUCAGACUACUUUUUUUUCAAAAAGUCACAGUUGCUGGUGGGGGUAUUAAUCACCUUCAGUGAUAGGUCUAGUUAUUUCUAGAAAACCAACAAUUUAUAAGAAACAGAGCUGCGAACAAAUGGUAAGAUACACAUGGCAUUAUAUAAUCCACAAAAAAUUCAAAUGCUAGAAAUAUUUCAAUGAAAGUGGCAUUGAAGAAACCGGAACUGGUCCUGUACCAGAACUGGUUACUUGACUGAUUUGCUCUUAAUUUAGAACUGUCGUAUUUGCUCUAAAUUUAUAACUGUCGUUAUGUGAUAUAACUAUGCUAAAAUUAAGCUGCCAGAAUCUUUUUCCAUCUAAUUUGGCAAAAAAAAUCUGGUUAAAAUUGGGGAAAAUAUUAUGUGUAUUGAAAUUAGAAAUUUUUGAAAGAAAAAAAAAAAAGAUAAUAAAAAUCUACCUCCAACUGAACAGUAUUCAUGUAAAUGAUCAUUUACUGUGUAAGUGAUUCAGUUAGCGAUGUGGAAAUAAAGGAAUUUUGCUAAUGGAUGUAAAUCGCUAAAAUUUCCUCCAGCAUUAAUAUCUCUCAACCUGUUUUUAGUUCUCACACUACUCGGAGAUUGAUGAUCUGCUAAUAUUUCCAUGGGCAAAAUGUUUGUUACUUUAGAUUUGCUAACUUUUGACAUUCGGAAAUAUCCACUUACACAGUAACCUUUCUUUUAACAAGAAACUAAUCAAUAUUGUUGAUUUCUUCACUGAAGAUAAAACAGUUUUAUUUUUGGGGCUGCUGUGGAGAACUUAUGUUAAGGUUAAGGGUAAAUUAUCUCCCUUGCAUUUUAUAUUUGAAACACUUUGGAAUAUAUGGCUAUUAAUACAAUUACAUGUACGCUGUCUUUAAUUUUACUCAGGAUUUGGAUUGCACCAGUCUUUAUAUUUUGUUUUUCUUUGUAUUUACUCUAAGUCAGUUAAAUUUAAAUAAUUUAUAUUAUCUGCUUAAGUAACAACAUGUAAAUAUAUUUGUAAGGCACUAUGUGAAGAUUUUCUUCAAUGUCAUGAAACAAAAACAUGAAUUUAUGUUUACAUGUUGAAAUCUCACUUCAUCUCCUGGACUGUAGAUUUAUCUGAAAAUAAAAAGGAGCCAGAGUCAAAUGCUCUUAACAGGGCAUGUUAUUAAACACCCACCAAAAAAUUACAUAUUGUAUUAUGUGUUUUAGUUAUACAUAUUGUUUAUUGAGAAUUGAUUAAUUAGGUAUUUAUGUAUUUGCCUUCUUUUAUGGUACAUGUAUUUGUAAUUUUCAAACAUUUAUGUGUUAUAUAAGCAAGCAUAUACAGCUGAUAAACUUGUACCUACAGACAUAUGUUUGAUUUAAGUUGAGACAGUUUAACAUAUACAUUAGUUUUUGAUUUCAGUUGAUUAAGUUGUAUCUAUUGAAUGUUAUUUGAUGCCUGUUGAUAUGUUUUACCUGCAUAUUAGUGUUUGAUAAAGUUAUUCUUACAGAUUAAGUUAUUCUUACAGAUUAGUGCUUAGUUCAUAUAGUUGUACUUAUAUAUUAAGCUACACUUACAGAUUGGUGUUUGGUGCCAGUUGAUACAGUUUUACUUACAGAUUAAUUUGUGCUUAUAGAUUAGUGUUUGUUGUAAUUUGAUAAGGUUUACUUACUUGCUAGUUUUUGAUGUUGUAUCUGCAGAUAAGUGCUUGAUGUCAGUUGAGAUAGCUAUUCUUAAGAUUAGUGUUUGAAGACAGUUACAGAUAAGUGCUUGAUGCCAAAUGAGAUAGUUAUUCUUAAGAUAAGUGUUUGAAAAACAUUUACAGAUAAUUACUAGGUGCCAGUUGUGAUUGAAAUUCUUAAGAUUAGUGUUUGAAGACAGUUUACAGAUAAGUGCUUGAUGCCAGUUGAGAUAUUCUUAAGAUUAGUACUUGAAGACAGUUUACAGAUUAAUGCUUGAUGCCAGUUGAGAUAUUCUUAAGAUUAGUACUUGAAGACAUUUUACAGAUAAGUGCUUGAUGCCAGUUGAGAUAUUCUUAAGAUUAGUACUUGAAGACAUUUUACAGAUAAGUGCUUGAUGCCAGUUGAGAUAUUCUUAAGAUUAGUACUUGAAGACAGUUUACAGAUUAAUGCUUGAUGCCAGUUGAGAUAUUCUUAAGAUUAGUACUUGAAGACAUUUUACAGAUAAGUGCUUGAUGCCAGUAGAUAUAGAAGUACAUGUGAUAGGAUAGCUUAUUUUUAGUCCCCUACCGGUUUACCGGAGGGGACUUUAGGUUUACCCUCCGUCCGUCUGUCCUUCUGUCUGUCUGUCCAUCCGUCAGUCCGUCCGUCCGUCUAUCCGUCCGUCAGUCCGUCCGUCCACAAAAUGGAUCCCGCGAUAACACAAAAAGUACUGAAAAUAUUUUAAUGAAACUUGAUAUAUGGAUAGAUGGUAGUAUGGAGAUUAUGCUCGUCUUUUUCUUUUCUUCCUAUGUUGAAAAUUCUGGUUGCUAUGGCAACAAAUAGACUGAAAAUAUGGCAAAUUUUACACAUAACCUGGAUCCUGCGAUAACGCAAAAAGUACUGAAAAUAUUUUUAUGAAACUUGAUAUAUGGAUAGAUGGCAGUAUGGAGAUUAUGCACGUCUUUUUCUUUCCUUCCUAUGUUGAAAAUUCUGGUUGCUAUGGCAACAAAUAGACUGAAAAUAUGGCAAAUUUUACACAUAACCUGGAUCCAGUGAUAACACAAAAAGUACUGAAAAUAUGUCUAUGAAACUUGACAUAUGGGUAGAUGGCAGUAUAGAAAUUAUGCACAUUCUUUUCUUAUCUUCCUAUGUUGAAAAUUCUGGUUGCUAUGGCAACAAAUAGACUGAAUUUCAAGAUUUCUGAUUCUAGUUUUUAAGUUUUUUCACUAUAAGUUCUUUAUUUCUUAAGGUAUUUUCUUCAAACUUUAUAUAUAAAUUGCUUGUCAUCAACCACAUCAUAUGUGAUAAGGUUUACAACUCUAGCACAAAAUUUAUCAGAAUUAUCUCCCUUGAACUUAAAAUUUUCAUGAAAAAAAACAUUGUUUUUUUAAUAACUUCUUUUUCUGAAUGUAUCUACUUCAAACUUCAUGUAAAUGUUUCUUAUUGUCACUCAACAUUUGUGAGUGUUCAAUACUCUACCAAGACUAUUUCCAGAAUUAUGCCCCUUUUGAACUUAGAUUUUUUUUUGAGAAAUUGGUAAUUUUUACUCCAACUUCUUCAAUCAUGAUAGGAUUUUAAAAAAGGUUAUAUUUUGAUUACAGGGAUGUUUAAAAAAUAACUUUAGAGUGUCCUUCAGUCCGUCUGUCUGUACAUAAAAACUGUUUCCUGUGAUCACUUUUAAAGAACUUUUUCAACAAAUUUACUUAAAAUAGGAACCUAAGUGAAUGGCCAAUGGCCCUUCAGAAUGUUGCUUUGGCUCUUACCAGUAGGGGACUUAUGGAUUGCUUGCAAUACUAUGAUAAUUGCUUGUUGUAUUUGUGUUGUAAUCUUUUUGUUGAUGUUUCACAAUAUUAAUCAGAAAUAAGAACAUGUAUUGUUGAAGAAAAUAAAGCUAGUCACAAUUGUUUUUUCCACAUCAAACCCUUAGCUUGUUUGUUAAUGCAUAAAUUACUUACUUACAAGGAAUAUGAUAUUUUCCCGUUACCUGACAGAGGUCAAGGUUGAAGGCCCCAUUUGGUGUGCACAAGUAUCUGAUGAUCCUAAAGGUUUGAAUGUGGUAAAUUGUUCAUCUCUUAUAUAAAUAUUUUGUAAGGUUUCCAUAGUCAGGGAAAUAAUUUUUUUUAUGGCGGGAAUUAUUGAAAUUUUUUGCAGAAUUUAAAAUUUAAGCAAAAUUCAGGGAAUUUUGAAACAGUAUGUCUAUGAGUCAUGUGAACACCAUUAAUAAAGACUAAGGCAGUUUGUUCAUGUUUGACUAGUGUUUUAAUAUAUUGUAGUUAUAAUAGUAUUAUAUAGUGGUAUGUUAUGUAAAAUAAAGUCAUUGACCCACCCUAAUUACAUAUUUAGCUCACCUGAGCUAGCUCAGGGUGAGCUUUUAGGAUCGUUAAAUGUCUGUCGUCUGUCCACACUUGUUUGUUAACACUCGUAAAUUAGAAGCUGGUUUUAAUAAGAUUGAUCGAAUAAGCCGUCACAUUUACAAAUGGAGUACUUGCUUGUUUUUAAGAGUCUUAGUCUAAGAAUGUUAUGUUAUGAUAUUCCAGUGGCUAGAUAUGACAGUGUUUAAGCUAUUGUAGUAAAGCUCACUUUAAAAUUCAUAAGUACUAUCUUGUUUGUUA